This is a messenger RNA of Hyalella azteca, 540 nucleotides long. RefSeq lists its product as uncharacterized. The record is from RefSeq and is a predicted model, not a curated record. The transcript has 2 exons. NCBI's taxonomy places the organism in Eukaryota, Metazoa, Arthropoda, Malacostraca, Amphipoda, Hyalellidae. The coding region runs from base 1 to 540 and encodes 179 amino acids.
AUGGGGCAUGCUGCCGUGGGGCCAUGUGCCGUGGGGCAUGCUGCAGCAGCCCCACGCAGCAUCAAACCCUUUGCAGCAGCUGCCCCAUGCAGCAGCAGAGCUAACCCGAACCACAGCAGCAGCACGGCCAAGCAGCACGAUGGGCGCUUCUUGGACCCUAAACCCUUCUUGGACUCUAAACCCCUCUCGGACCCUAAACCCUUCUUGGACCCCAAAAGCCUCUUGGAUCCUAAACCCUUCUUGGACCCUAAACCCUUCUUGGACCCUAAACGCUUCUUGGACCCUAAACCCUUCUUGGACCCCAUACCCUUCUCGGACCCUAAAUCCUUCUUGGACCAUAAACCCUUCUUGGACCCUAAGCCCUUCUUGAACCCUAAACUCUUCUUGGACCCUAAACUUUUCUUGGACCCUAAACCCUUCUUGGACCAUAAACUCAUCUUGGACCCUAAACCCUUCUUGGACCCUAAGCCCUUCUUGGACUCUAAGCCCUUCUUGGACCCUAAAUCCUUCUUGGACCCUAAACCCUUAUUUGGACCCUAA